Messenger RNA from Salvia miltiorrhiza (redroot sage), 2644 nucleotides. RefSeq lists its product as uncharacterized. Gene Ontology annotation, molecular function: serine-type endopeptidase activity. Bases 121 to 2568 code for a protein of 815 amino acids. The record is from RefSeq and is a predicted model, not a curated record. The transcript is spliced from 12 exons. Lineage: Eukaryota; Viridiplantae; Streptophyta; Magnoliopsida; Lamiales; Lamiaceae. Gene Ontology annotation, biological process: proteolysis.
UAUUGAGCUCCAUUUUAUGUGUGCAAACACAGUAGAUUUCUUCGUCUUCUUCCUUCUUCGUCUUCUUCCUCCCCAUUUUACUGCAAUGCAACCCAACCUCGACAGUUCGCCGCCGCCGCCAUGGUGAGCCGCCUCCUUCAUGCUGGGUCAUCAACCAGAAAGACCCUCCUUACCUUCCAUUCAUGCGUAUUCCCCAAAGUGUUCUCCACCGCCUGCAGGAAAAGCCAGUUUCCACCGCCGCCGGUGGCCAAGAAGGUUCCUUUCGCUGCAACCGCGCAUGGGUUGACGUGGAAAGACCCGUACCGUUGGAUGUCCAACACCAGCGACCCGGAUUUCAUCAGCUACAUAAACCAAGAGAACUCCUACGCCGAUGCAUUUAUGCGAGACACCUUACAACUGCACAACACACUUUAUUCCGAGAUGGUUUCCAGAUUGCCCCCCGAUAUCACCACCCCUCCUGAACGUUGGGGUCCCUGGUUGUAUUACCAGUGCAUUCCCGAGGGGAAGGAGUAUCCCAUCUUAUAUAGGAAACCGGCAGUUGAGAGAAAGGGUUGGGCAGAAAUGAUUUUCAGUUCCUCCAGAGGAGUAUUUGGCCGGGAACAAGUGUUGCUCGACUGGAAUGAGAUUGCAGAAAAACAUGGAUAUGUCCAUGUGAAUACCUGCAGAGUAUCACCAGACCACAGGUUUCUUGCAUAUACAGUUGACACUAAAGGUGACGAACAAUUUCAGCUUCAUAUAAAGGACCUCAGCAAUGAUUCCAUUCUUCCCCAACCUAGAAUUGCAGGUGUUGUUAGUCUGGCUUGGGCCCAGGAUAGCUCCACUCUAUUUUAUACAUUAUGUGACCAAAACCUACGGCCUUACAGGGUAUUGUGCACCGAAUUGGGAUCACAUUUCGGGGAUGAUGCCGUAAUACUCACUGAAAACGAUUCCCGCUUCUGUUUAGAUAUUGCAAGUACGAAAGAUGGCAAUUUUAUAACAGUGAAUUCUAAUUCAAGAACAUCAUCUGAGGAAAGAACUAUUGUUUGGUUCAUUAAUGCGAGCAAUCCGCAUACUGGGCUACAAAGGUUUUGUCGUCGUGUCUGUGGAGUUCAGUACUUUCUGGAGCAUCAUCGUGGCAUUUUUUAUGUCCUUACUAAUGCUCCUACGAGUAAACAUAAGAAUUUAUCUGAAAUUGGAUUAUAUUUAGCCAGAUGCAGAGUUGAGGAUGCACAGUCAGCUAAUUUGAAGGAUAUCUUCAUUCCCGGUGAUGAUAUUUGUUUAUGGGAUAUGGAUAUUUUCAACGGGCACCUAGUCCUCUUCCUUACCAAAAAUGCCUUGGCUUCAGCAUGUUCUAUCAACAUGCCUAUUGAUUUUGACCAUGAGGAAAUGGAGUUUGAUGAUCUCGAUCCUUGGUUUUUUCCUCUGCCCUCCGACAUGUGUAUAAUCAAACCAGGUCCAAAUAAUGACUUCAUGAACACUGUAUACCGUGCUGUCCUAUCAUCACCUGUGUCACCUGAUUUAACUGUCGACUAUGAUAUGUCGAGAAGAACCUUCUCCAUCGUUCACCAGGAAGAUGUGAAAAACUCUUCAGCUGAUGUGCAGGACAAUGGAAGUGCCGGGUGGAAGGAUAUCUUUGAGAAAUAUUCUCGUAAAGAUGAGGAAGUGAUUUCCCAUAAUGGUGUCCGAAUCCCAACGACGACCACAGACGUGCAUAAAAAUGGAAGUGUUUGGUGGAAGGAUUACUCUGAGAAAUAUUCUUGUGAAAUGAAGGAAGUGACUUCCCAUGAUGGUGUCAGGAUCCCAAUGACCAUCCUUUACUCUCGGGCUGCAUUUCGAGUGGGUCAAUCUCCUGGGCUUCUUCAUGGAUAUGGUGCCUAUGGUGAAGAUUUGGAUAAAAGCUGGUGUCCAGACCAGUUAAGCUUACUCGAUCGAGGUUGGCUCUUGGCAUUCACUGAUGUAAGGGGUGGUGCUGGUCCUGAUCCUUCGUGGCAUGCUCGUGGUCGUGGAUCGAACAAGAUGAACUCCAUACAAGAUUUUGUCUUCUGUGCUCAAUCUCUGAUCAACGAUGGCUUGAUCCAUAAAAAUCAGUUGAGUGCUCUGGGCAUGAGUGCUGGGUGUUUACUUGUCGGGGCAGCUGUCAACAUGCAUCCACAACUGUUUCGUGCUGCCAUUCUCAAGGUCCCUUUCCUUGAUGUUCUUAACUCGCUACUGGAUCCAAGUUUACCUCUUACUACAUUGGAUUACGAAGAAUUUGGAAAUCCUCAAAUUCAAUCGUGCUUCGAAGACAUUCUCAAGUACUCUCCUUAUGACAAUAUUCCUGAGGGAGCUUGCUGUCCUUCAAUGCUUGUUUCAGCCUCGUUCAACGAUUCCCGGGUUGGUGUUUGGGAAGCUGCAAAAUGGGUGGCCAAGCUACGCGACACGACAUGUCCGAGCUGCUCGUCUGCAGUCAUCCUGCAGACGAGCAUGAACGAAGGGCAUUUUGGUGUGGGUGGCCGUUUCUCUAGUUGUUGGGAAAAAGCUUAUGAUUAUGCUUUCCUAAUUAAGAAUACGAGUAAAAAGUUUGAAUCUCACCAAUGCCUUUUACAUUAGCUAUUCAAACCCAUUUUGCUCAUUGUUUUUGCCGAUCUUUUUAGUUCGACUACUAAUAAAUAGCAGUUGCCGGUAA